CAUUGCACAGGAAAUUCUUUCAUAUGGCAUCGGAGUAUUUAGUGUUGCACCCGCGCAAGGCAACAAACCGGUUGGUUUUUUCACCUUACCAAAGUUGGAGAAGUAACCCCAUCACAGUAAUGCGCGUGUUUGAAAAGAGAGUAGAGGCUCUCAUGACAAACUGCAUCCUCUCUCCUUCACAACCGAUUGGUGAAGUGGAAGAUUAUUUUUAUCGCGUUGAGUUCCAAGCCAGGGGAAGCCCGCACAUCCACAUGCUCAUUUGGAUAAAAGAUUCACCUAAAUUUGAAGAGGACCCCGACAGACACGUCAUGGAAUUUAUAGAUAGAUACAUUAGUUGCAAAAUGUCCGACCCUGACACAGAUCCGGAACUCCACAAAAUAGUGUCAGAGGUUCAGGUGCACAGCAGGAAACAUUCAAAGUCCUGUAAGAAGGGAAAUGUAGCCUGCAGGUUCGGCUUUCCAAAACUACCGAUGGAUAAAACAUUCAUCACCAGGCCCCCCACUAUUAAUUGCCACCAAAAAGAGGAUCAAAAUGAUGCAGACUUCGAAGCGCAAAUAGAGGAGCAGAAAAGGGCCCUCGCAGAAAUGCAAAAAUUGGCUAAACAAACGCUCCAACCAGUUAGAGAUCUGCUUAUGGAUCCAGGCGCUUCGUUCAGCAGUUUGACAGACUUGCUUUGCCAGUGCAACUUAACUUACGAGCAAUACUUUGCCGCCGCACAGUGCCUGGCAAAUACCCAUGUCGUGAUGCUGAGGCACCAUCCAAAUGAUUGUUGGGUUAAUGCCUACAAUCCUGAUUUGCUUAGAGCGUGGAAGGCAAACAUGGACAUCCAGUACGUCAUAGACGACUACAGCUGCAUCAUGUACAUGAUGUCAUAUGUAGCGAAACCGGAGCACGAAAUGACGGAAUUCCUUAAGAACGUCAUCAAACAUGUAAAGACAUCUGAUGUUAACAAGCGCGACGAAAUGAAACAAAUUAUGCAGGCCUACUCUAAACACAGAGAGGUCAGCGCUCAAGAGGUUGUAGCCCGUACCUGCAGCUUACGCCUCAAGAAGUGCUCCCGAUCCGUGGUGUUUAUUCAGACCAACGAGGAAGGUCUGAAAAUGAGUCACCCUAUGAGUAGACUGGAAAGAAUGGAACCUGGAUCAGUGGAAGUAUGGAUGUCGGGGGUUGCCUGAAAAAUACGUCAACAGACCUCUCACUCGAGAGUUUGAACGUAUGUGCCUGGCCGAGUUCGCGUCAGACUACAGGGUAGUCUACGGCCGGCAAACAGAAAGCCCGAAUGCCAUUCCAUUGUUGAACGAUGAAGGAUUUAUUCAAAAGAGAACCGUAGGAAAACCAGCAAUCAUUAGAUUUACUCACUUCUCUGAGGAAAAAACUCCAGAGAAGUUUUAUAGAAGAUUGCUGAAACUUUAUCUCCCACAUCGAUCCGACGCUGAUCCGAGAGAUGAAGCGCACCCCACUUAUGAAGAGUUUUAUAAGUGUAGCGACAAAUGGGGUAUGAGAGUAGAGGAAAUAGUGAGGCACAACAAAAAACGUUAUGAGGGCCAAGGAAAAAACAUGGAAGCUGCUUUUCAGCAGCUUCAUGUGUGCAGUCCUCUCGUGAAUGCUUGGAACUCUUUUGCGCCCGAAGUUGGAGUUGACCGGCUGGAGUGCCUGGCUGAAUGUGAACCUCGCGAUCAGGAGCAAAACAGUGAAGAUGUCCCAGAAUUCGGCACUAAGAAGGAUAAGGGGAGCUCUAUGCCUAGAAUAGAUGCUCCAGAGUUGAGUCCAGACUUUGUUAGGAAAAUGUACCAAAGUCUGAACGAAACUCAGGCCUCCGUUUUCUACACUGUUCGACAGUGGUGCCUUGAACUAGUCUGGGGCCACAAUCCAGAACCAUUUUAUUACUUCCUGUCGGGAGGGGCUGGAUGUGACAAAUCGCAUGUGAUUAAGUGCAUUCACCACGAGGCAACGAGAAUUCUGCGUGAGCUCCCGAGAUUUCGGGACCAUGCAGACAGGCUCUUGCUUACGCAGGCAGUGGCUGAUAGUCUGCAUUGCUCAGCACUGAGUCUACACAUCUACGCCACAAACAAAGAAGUAGACCGUCACAACGCAGACAUCGUAACUGCUUCCUACAAGGAUGCGAUUGGAGUUGCAGCUCGUGAUUUUCGAAAAGACCCCAGAACUGGCUGCAUGACGUUUGUGUUUUAAAUUAAAGGACACAAGCGAGAUUUGCCCGACAACAUAAUGGCUGCUCAAGGAGUACGCGUUAUGUUGAUCCGAAAUUUAGAUGUGGAAGACGGCCUUGUGAAUGGUACAUUUGGAACCAUUUCUAACAUUGUAAUUAGAGAACCUGAAGGCGUGAAGAUGAUUGGACUCCUGCUGGACAAUACUACAGCAGGACAGAGAUACUGCAAAAAAAUCUUAGGUCCCUCAGAUGACUCAGUGUACAUCGAAAGAUCUGAGGAGAACCUAAGUAACAAGAAGGGGGUUAUUCGCCAGCAGUUCCCCGUGAAAUUAGCUUUUGCUUGUACGGCCCACAAAGUUCAAGGAAUGACCGUGCCGUCGGCGGGUGUGUGUCUGAAGCGUGUUUUUGAACCUGGUAUGGCGUACGUCGCACUCAGCCGCACAACCUUGUUUCAAGGUCUCACCAUCCUUGACUUUGAUGAGAAAAAAAUUUACGCUGACCCCAAGAUCAAGACAGCCCUGGAAAGUAUGCCUCAUGCAUCUUUCCAGAGCUGUAGACUAUUGUUUUUGAAAUCUAUACAACAAACGCCAAAGGUUUUCACAAUUGUCCACCACAACACGCAGGGUUUGCCAUGUCACAUGGUGGACCUGAAAGCACAUCAUGAGCUCCAACAAGCAGAUGUGCUUUGCCUUACAGAGACACAUUUGUCAGGGUCCUCUGUGGCUGAAACUUUUCAAUUGGAGGGGUACACCAUGUUCACACGUAGCAGACAGUUGUCUUACAACAGCUGUGUGAACAUGGCCAAAAAAGAGGGAGGUGGACUUGCGAUGUACUGUAGAGACACUGUGCAAGCAGAGCCCCGCAGGCACAUGCAACAGGUCACUGAUUUAGAGUUUGUUGUCCUUAAAAUUGAGGCUGCAGUCAAAGUGCUAAUAGCGACUGUGUACAAACCGCCAAGUUUUCAACUGGGAAUCUUUCUUCAAAACUUGAAAAAGGGCCUUGGUCAUAUGGCUGAGGUUUACUGAAGUUCUGCUUUAAAGAAGCCUCGAGCCCAGCAUGUCUCAGAAGAUAGUUAGGUUUAGUUUGGAGUUAGGCAGGUACCAGGGGGCUUGCUAAAGUUUUAGCUUCAUGUCUUGUGUCGAUGAGAAGCCUGUCUGAUUGGGAUAGUCGUAUGUAUGUGUGUAGCUUAAUCACUGCUGGCGACAAGAGUGCUUGUCUCGUCCCCUGACCUUGUUGUUACCUGUGUAUAAAUUGUGAAGACUCCUUUACUCUGGGCUCAUUCACUUGGCUCAUGAAUUUGACUGGGUGGUGAGUCCAUCUGCAGAUGGUUGGAUUAAACUUACAGAAAAGACAGAACUGACUUUACUCUUUUAUAGACAGAAAUUUCCGCCACAAUUUGGCGACGAGUGAUGGGAUCACUUCUGUGAGAGAGACCCUUAAACUCAGUGCAGACGGGUACCCGGGAGCUCGGACUUCAAAACCUCAACCUCGCCAUCACGUACGCACUUGAAUCGAUUCUUGCCACUUUCGGGUGGGCGUGACAGGUGUGUCAACAGGACAGGUUUGGGUUUUCGAACCACUGUAGAAUCAAGGAAGCUUCAGAAAAUUUGUGUGUAUGUACCUGAAUCGAUUCUCGCCACUUUUGGGUGGGCGUGACAGACGUGUCAACAGGGCAGGUUUGGGUUUCGAGCCGCUGUAGAAUCAAGGAAGCUUCAAAAGGGUUUCAGUCCCUGUGAGUUUUUCUAGAGAACUCUGGUUUGUGAUAGAGAGGAACUGAGAGCCAGCGAGCACUGAGAUUUUCCUUCUUGGGAGUAGAGCAAAUCAUGUGGGAAAUUGCCAUUGUUUGAAUAAACUUUGAAGGCCCGAUCUCUAUCGUCUAAAUGACUGCUGGUGAUCCGGUAGAUGCCCGGAUUUGUCCCUCUCUCUCGUUAGGGGGAAAGUAAUUUCUCAAAGUGGGUCGCAGUGCCAAUUCCACCCAGGGCGGGGCAGAGGGAGGCGAUCGCUGGUGGUUGAGAGCCUAAACACACCACCACCGUAUGCCACCGUCAGCCACAGCCCGCACCACACACGGAGCAACUCUGUGUACAACCCCCUGAAGACAGAAUUCCAGGCUCCCAUGGUGUAGGUGGCGGGGAGUGAGGGUUGAGUGCAGCUGGUUUAUAGGCCUUGGACAUACAGUGACAUGAAGGACGCUGCCGCGUUGAUUCCAGACGUCCGCAAUGGGGGAGCGGAGUUUGUGAUUCAGCUCAUGACCUUUUGCCGACAGUUCAAGCCCACCACUGCUGAACUGCAACGCCUGCUGAUGGUUCAGAUGGGUACAACGUGGGCCUGAGUUGUGGGCGACUACUCCGUGGAGGACAUCAGGGUAGAGAACUCUGACUGGGCCAGCGACGACAAUUUGGCAUACAGAGACGUCAUUGGACGUCUGUCUGAUUCUGUAACAUAGUCGGUACAGAAUCAGACAGACCUUCCCUCUGAAAUUAGACAUGGGGAAGAUUUCUGUUCCUCAACAACGAAAAGAACCGAAAUUCGACAGGCUUGACAGAAACAGUCCAAUUGGCUCAGUUGGCAUGCUACGAGCACCAAGCGAGGGGUCGCGAACGAGGACGAGGAAAGGGACGCCGGGGCAGAUUCAAAAAUCGCCCUGGCACCUGUCAUAGAUGUGGAAAAAUGGGACAUUGGCAAGACAACUGCCCAGAGAACGACGCAACGGUCGACUGACUAGCUGAGGAGCCGAGUACAGUGACGGACGAAUCUGGUUUUGACGCACAGGCUGAGGAGGAGAAGCAACCUACGCAUCUUUCAUGCCAUGCCAGAACCAGUAUCCCCUGAAAAAAGAGGCUGUGGAGGGCAUCAAACCAGUGUUUGAAGCACUCCGCAAGGCCGGCGUCAUCGUUCCGUGUGAAAAUUCACCCGUGCGCACGCCAAUCUUCCCAGUCAAAAAGAUCAAACAAGUGGGCCAGCCCGACGAAUGGAGGUUUGUACAAGACCUACAAGCAGUAAAUGCAGCCAUUCAUGCACGCGCGCCAACCGUCCCUAACCCUCACACCAUUCUCUCACAAGUUCCACCCGACAGUAAGUGGUUCUCUGUUGUUGAUCUAGCCAAUGCUUUCUUCAGCAUUCCUGUUCACCCAGACAGCCAAUUCUGGUUUGCGUUUACGUUUGAAAAUAAGACCUACACAUUCACGCACUUGUGCCAGGGCCUGUCUGAGUCACCAACAAUUUUUAACACAGCACUGUGCGACAAUUUGGAUUCUUUAAAGCUGCCCAGCAAUAGUGCGAUGAUGAUGAUGAUAUGUGGAUGAUCUGUUGAUUUGCUCUCCCACCAGAGAAGCCUGUGUAGCAGACACAGUGGCCUUGCUCUCCCAUCUGGCUGAUAACGGACACAAAGCAAGCCUGUCAAAUCUGCAGUUUGCCUGUGAGAAAGUUGUUUUCCUAGGUCAUGUGAUCAUAAGGGAAGGGAAGACUCUCUCCCUCCAGAAUAGCUGCAAUCCAGUCUAUUCCGAGGCCUCUCACCAAAAAGCAAGUAAUGAGUUUUUUGGGUAUGACGUCAUAUUGCAGACAAUGGAUCCUGAACUACGCAGAAAUAGAGGCACCAUUGGCAGCAAUCGCCCAUGGGAAAGGCCUCAAUGCGAACGACAAAGUUGAGUGGGCGACUGACGCUGACAAAGCAUUCACUGACCUCAAACUGGCCCUGCAGUCUCCCCCGACUCUGGGCCUGCCCGACUGCUCAAGACCUUUCACCCAGACAGUCGACGAAAAGGGUGGGUCCAUGACUUCCGUAUUGCUACAAGACCACGGGGGCCGCAACAGGCCUGUAGCGUACUUUUCUUGAUUCAGCGGCAGGCUUGCCUGCCUGCCUCAGAGCUGUGGCUGCUGCAGAGAAAGAAGUGAUGGCCUCUCGAGACAUUGUAGGGUAUUCUGAUCUGACACUGCUGGUACCCCACGCUGUCUCCUUGAUUUUGCUCGAGCAGAAAACCUCUCAUUUCUCAGCUGCUAGGUGGCUGAGAUACAACACCAUUCUGCUAGAGCUCCCAAACAUUACUGUGAAACGAUGUACAGUUCUUAAUCCUGCUACCCUUCUUCCCACAGCUGACGAUGGAGAGGCACACAACUGUGUUGCUAUCAUUAAUGAAGUCUGCUCUCCUAGAUCUGAUCUGCAGGAAGUGCCACUUCAGAAUGCAGGCCUGGAACUGUUUGUGGAUGGCUCAGCAUCAAGGGACCCAGGGACAGGAAAGAACCAAACAGGUUUUGCAGUCACAACAUUACAUGUCAUUGUUCUAGCUGAACCUCUCCCCUCAAACUACUCCGCUCAAGCCGCAGAGCUUGUAGCCUUAACGAAAGCAUGCACAUUGGCCAAGGACAAGUCUGUUAACAUUUUCACAGACAGUCAUUAUGCCUGGGGAGUUUGUCAUUCAUUUGGCCAAAUUUGGGCAAACAGAAAAUUCCUGACGGCUUCAGGAAAGCCAAUUGCACAUCACACAUUGGUUGCCUCCCUCCUCGAUGCUCUGCUGCUACCAAAACAAAUCGCUGUCUGUAAAUGUGAAGCUCACACUAACAAACCUGACCUCAUUUCACAGGGAAACGCCAGAGCAGACGCCGCUGCGAAGACAGCAGCUAAGCAGUGACUAACAAAACAAUGUGUUGUUAUCCCUGCCUCACCACUGACACCUUUCGCAGAUCUGCAGGAACUACGAGCGAAAGCCACUCCACAGGAGAAGGCCAACUGGAGGCAAGCUGGUUGCGCUGUCAAAGAGAAUGUUUGGUAUGGUCCUAACUACAAACCGUGCUUGCCCAAAUAUCUUUUUCCUCACUAUGCUACGUUGACACAUGGAUGAGAUCAUGUGUCAAAAGGGGGAAUGAUGAGUGAGAUACAAAGAUAUUGGUUCACAAAGGGCUUCUCAGCCUUCUCCCAAACUUUUUGCAAAAGGUGUGUGAUCUGUGCCACAAACAAUGCAGGGGGAGGUCUUCGGACGCAACAGGGUGCCCAUCCACCCCCUGAAAGACCAUUCAAUCAUUUACAAAUGGAUUUCAUUGAACUAACACCUAGUGAGGGAAAGAAAUACUGUCUCGUGGUGGUCGACAUGUUUUCUAAGUGGGUGGAAGCUUUCCCUACAUCCAAACAGGAUGCGGCAGCAGUUGCAAAAGCUUUAAUCACAGAAAUCAUCCCACGUUGGGGAAUUCCAGCUAAAAUAUCCAGUGAUAAUGGCACACCUUUUGUAAAUACAGCCCUGAAAACUGUGGGGGACUACUUAGGUAUUGACCUUAAACAGCACUGCGCCUACCACCCAGCAAGCGGAGGUGCCGUAGAAAGAGAAAAUGGCACCCUGAAAAACAAGCUUGCUAAAUGUUGCGAAGAAACAGGUCUGUCAUGGACCAAAGCCUUGCCAACCGUCCUCAUGCACAUGAGGGCUAGAAUCAGAGCUAAAAACAACCUUAGCCCUUUUGAAAUCUUGUUUGGUCGACCUCUGCACACCGGGAUUGGGCCCGGCACGAGACAGCUCCCAGGGACAGGUCAGUGUGAGGAUGAAAUGUUGCGUUAUUGUGCAAACCUGUCCUCUGUUCUUUCUGAUAUUCACAAACAGGU
This is a messenger RNA of Acanthopagrus latus (yellowfin seabream), 7754 nucleotides long. RefSeq lists its product as uncharacterized. Bases 24 to 1175 code for a protein of 383 amino acids. The record is from RefSeq and is a predicted model, not a curated record. The transcript is spliced from 2 exons. Lineage: Eukaryota; Metazoa; Chordata; Actinopteri; Spariformes; Sparidae.